Molecule: messenger RNA, 2648 nt
Organism: Dicentrarchus labrax (European seabass)
Lineage: Eukaryota; Metazoa; Chordata; Actinopteri; Moronidae
Product: claudin-14-like
Exons: 4
Coding region: 1094-1834 (246 amino acids)
Biological process (GO): bicellular tight junction assembly; cell adhesion
Cellular component (GO): plasma membrane; bicellular tight junction
Molecular function (GO): structural molecule activity
Source: RefSeq, a predicted model, not a curated record
CUUGGAGAGGAUCAUCCCUCCACUACAGAGCUCUCACAGAGCACUGAAUACUACACAGAGGACCCACGGGAAGGGCCGGGGGAAAGGAAAGGAAAAAAACCCUUGUAUACCAACAGGAUGUCACGGUAGGUUACACUUGGGGCACAGUGGGAAAGAGAGAGAUGAACUGCAAAGGAAGAAGAUGAACUUUGGAGGAUCACAGAGAUAAAAACUGCAUUUUUUGAAUGACCUCACCUGGCUUUUGCAGAACAAUGUGGAGGUGCAGAAAGAGCUGAUGUAUUGAGACAAGAAACAGCACAUCCAGUGAGAACAAUGUCUCUUCUGUCUUCCUUUGCUUGGCAUCGCUGCUCUUGCCUCCGGGUCCGCGGUUGACAUCGGCCCUGUUUAUCUGUCUAGAGCGACGAGCCAGCACUGGGACUGUCUCUCAUGUCAUCUCUGACAUGAUGCUCCUGACGCUGACAAGGGAUAACGCUGCUGCUGCUGCUGAUGAUGAUGAUAUCUAACACUAGCCAGUCACAUAUCUGACAGUCCUGCAGCACAGACAUAUUGUUAAGGCAACAGCAGAGACAGAAGGAGCGGGUCAGUGUGGAAUCAAUGCCAAUGGCCCUAUUUAUCUGGAAGUGUGCCGUCUGGACACCUGUGACCACGGCUCUGUAAUCCUCGUGUAACCUUGUCGUUACAGAUGCAGUCACCUGCCACUCACCAGAGACUGAUGCCAGAAAGUUUCCACAGCUAUUUCUGCCCGGGGACACUUGAGGAAAGGCUCAGACUCUGUGACUGGAUGUAAACUCGGUGGAAUUUAUUGUACUUGCUGGGGACCAUGCAGAUAACAGGAGGAAUCCAGCCUCAUCUCCAGCCUGCGGGAACUGUAGUUUUGCUCUGAAAGUGUUUCUCUUGUGUGUGGCGAUACAUUGUUUGUGUGUGUUGAUUUUCCUUCCCUUCCAUCUGUGGAGCCAAUGUACAUUUCUGAGCCUGCCUAGUGGCAUAUGAGACACAAUUGUCUCCUAGAUACAUACCUACAUGUUAAUCAACAGUGAUUUCAAACUGUAACUUUGCACUUUGCAGUGUGAGCAUCCGUCCGUGAGAGUAAAUCAUGGCCAGCAUGGCGGUUCAACUCCUUGGCUUCUUCUUGGGGCUGCUGGGGUUUGCAGGAACUGUGGUUGCAACUCUGCUCCCCCACUGGCGCUGCACAGCCUAUUUGGGCUCCAACAUCAUCACAGCCACCGCCUACAUGAAGGGCCUGUGGAUGGAGUGUAUAUGGCACAGCACUGGCAUUUACCAGUGUGAGAUGUACAGAUCUCUACUGGCACUGCCGCGCGACCUGCAGGCUGCCCGGGCACUCAUGGUGCUCUCCUGCGUCACCUCAGUCCUGGCAUCUGUUGCUUCUGUGAUGGGGAUGAAGUGUACCCGUUUCGCCCGCGGCUCGCUAAUCAAGUCUCCCCUGGCGCUGAGUGGGGCGAUUUGUUUCCUCUGUGCCGGCCUGCUCUGCCUGGUCACCGUGUCCUGGACCACCAAUGAUGUCAUCAUGGACUUCUACGACCCUUUCCUCCCCAGCGGGAUGAAGUACGAGAUCGGCCUGGCUGUGUAUCUUGGCUACGCCUCGGCCUGCCUCAGCCUGACUGGAGGACUGGUGUUGUGCUGGAGCAGCAGUGGCGACAGGUCACAAAGCCGUCCCCGUAUGCAGAGGAAUCAACCAUUAUCACCUCCCCCCGCCUUCAACCACAUAUAUCCUCCUGCUCCACUGUACAAGCCCCCCGAGGCCCUGAAGGACAAUCACGCUCCCUCGCUUUGCUCCCUCUCUAGCAAUGGCUAUAGGCUCAAUAACUACGUCUAAGAAUGGAGGAAAUACUGACAUGAUAACUGUGAAUGUGAAUGAUUUGGACAAAAAAGGAUAUUGUAUAGAUAAAAACAGUCAAUUGAACACUUCAUAAACUUAAUCUUUAAUAUCUUUACAGGUGUUUUUGCCUCCUCCAUACCUAUAAAACAAGUGUGAAAAAGACCAGUCGGUUACAAUACAAUGUUUAUUUUUGCCUUUAAUGGACAGGACAGGUGAAGAUAGACAGGUAAGGGAGCAAGAGAGGAUGACACGCAGCAAAGGGGCCACAGGUGGGAUUUGAACCCAUGGCCGCUGCAGCACGGACUCAGCCUUGGUACAUGUGGCGCCACAACACCGUGUUUGACAAAAAAAAAACAGAAGCAUGACGCUUUCCUUUAACUUUAACAUGAUGAGAUCUGAGACACCAACGAAACUCUGAGCCACAGUGUCUGUGAGAGACAGAGCUGAAACCUGUUGACCUGCUGCUGUGCUCCUGAGGAACCAGAAGGUGGCAGUAUUUUACAGUAAAUAGUCACAGAAGAGACUACAGACAUAAAUCAGAUUCCUCAUUCUGUGCUGUUAAUGGGUCAGCAAUUGUUCUGUCACUUCCUUCUUGUAGCCUACUUUCUUGUUGAGAUUAAUUCCAAAGCUAGUUAAUUUAUAAUAAUGCAGUAUCUGUCAGACUUAUGGUUGUGGUUACCUUCUGUUAUCCCCGGCAGGCAAGUUAUUAUCAUUUUUAAUCAUUAUUAUUAUUUUAAAGGAAAUGGAUUGGUAUUGUUUCAGUUUUCAGUCUUUUUAUGCCAAAGAAAAUAAAAAAACAAUGCAUAUUUUA